AUGUCACUACUGCCACAUUUGUUAAAUGCUCUGAUAGAUGACUAUCAUCAUCACCCGUUGCUUCACGAUCAGAACUUCGGGCUGGGUCUUCUUAACAACGAUAUACUUCAGUUGGCUCAAGGGCCGAUACUGCCAGUUCCUUUGAGAUCUGGUUAUGUACGCCCUUGGAGAACCAUGGCAGCUGGAGAUUCCGGUGUUUCAUCCUAUUCGACUAACAAAGAUGAAUUCAAGAUUAAUCUUGAUGUUCAACAGUUCAGGCCCAACGAGCUGAAAGUGAGCGUUGCUGAUGGCUUCCUCGUCAUCGAUGGAAAACAUGAUGAGAGAUCAGAUCAGCAUGGGUUUGUCUCCAGACAGUUUACAAGAAGAUAUAAAAUUCCAGAAGAGGUAGACGAGACCAAAUUGUCUUCUAAUCUUUCUUCUGAUGGUGUUUUAACUAUUUCGGCGCCAAAAAUUAUGAAAAAAGAAAUUGAGGGCCGAGAAAUACCAAUAGUUCAAACAAACCAGCCAGCUUUAAAACAGUCAGGUUCUUCCCAACAACAAGAAAAGAAUAAACAAGAAGAAAAAAUGGAAUCUUAA
Messenger RNA from Nezara viridula (southern green stink bug), 576 nucleotides. Lineage: Eukaryota; Metazoa; Arthropoda; Insecta; Hemiptera; Pentatomidae. The record is from the annotation of a GenBank genome assembly.